This is a messenger RNA of Diaporthe amygdali, 228 nucleotides long. RefSeq lists its product as uncharacterized. Lineage: Eukaryota; Fungi; Ascomycota; Sordariomycetes; Diaporthales; Diaporthaceae. The record is from RefSeq and is a predicted model, not a curated record. The transcript has a single exon. Bases 1 to 228 code for a protein of 75 amino acids.
AUGUGCUACUUUGAGACCAACUACUUCAGCGGAUGCGGCUGCGUCAAGCCCGCGGCUAACGCGGCUCUCCAGCAUUGCCCCAUCGCACAGGUCUACGGCAGAGUAUGUCCCGACUUCCAGUGCGGUCCCAAACCCGAAGAGCAGGCUACGGAGCGAUUUGGCCUUGUUUGCCUCGAAUGUGUCGAGGGAAAAAGUGGCAAGAAGUCGAAGAAGAGCAGCAGGAAGUAG